GUCAGGCAAUACGUGAGCGGGCAACACAUCAGCAAAGAGAGAGAGGGAAAGAAAAUAAGGUAACAUAACUCUGGUUAGACGUGCGAUUAUUCAUCUUGACGUGUGCGUGCUCCAUGUUCAUCACGUGCUGCAAACCGCCAUAUUUAAACACUACAAGGACGGUCAUAUUGUCCAAUAACAACUGGAGAGGGGAGAGCAGACAUUUUUUUAUUGGUAAACACACCGAAGCUGGCAGUGCUGAAUAAUUCAGCAGUAGCUUACUCGCUAACAGACUGGCGCUGAGCAGACGUCAUCGAUUGCUUCAAUAUAUCGAUCACCAGUCCUCCUCCUCCUCACCACAGCCUGCUUCCUCUUCCUUUCUUCCUUCCUCCUACCUGUCUCCUCUCUUCUCUCCUUCAUCAUCGACUCCUUUCGGUGCUCUUCACCUUUCAUCGGCAGCUGUUCUGGAGUUUUCUUCGCUGCUUGCACCACUCCCCUAGCCCCUCCCGUGGGCAGAUGCUGGUCGCUGGGUUACCUCUUUGCCCUGCAGGUUGACGCAGCAGUCGCCGUGCUGUACUGCGGAUGCUGCCGUGCUGCACACGGUCCUUGGCGGCCUUGCUUUGCGUGCAAUUAGACCAAAACCGAUGCCGUGGAAAUGCCAGAGUUUCGUGCCCCUGCUUUUCUAAGCUGCCGCUGCCACUCCUGCUGUUAUCGUCUACCUCCAAGCGGCUCUGUGGCCGCCUCGCCUGUGACGACGACGACAACUGCAGCCGGCGGCGCGCGCACAGUGUGUAGUGGCUGUGUUGCUGGCCCGAGUGGCGAAGCUGUGUUUUCACUCAGCUGCCAUCCUUCCAGUCAUCGCUGAAGCUGUCAUCAUUUAAGUCAUCGCUGAAGCUGUCAUCCUUUCAGUCAUUGUUGAAGCUGUCAUCUGGUGUUCGAUGUGUGGUGGGUUCCAGCAGCUGGCGAUGUUCUAACUGUUGGAGAGGCCCUCGACAACAAGAUGAGUGAAUGGGGAGUGGCACUGGUCGUGGUGCUGCUGCUGGCGGUCGUGGCUGUCGCCGUUGCUGUUCUCGUUCGUCUGUUCGGCGUUUAUCACCUGGCGCACUGCUUCGCCAGCGACGAGGAGAGGGCCGUGCUGACCAAGAGUGAGCAGACCGGCAAUGGCAUGCUCGUCAACUCAGAGAGUUCGGAGUUCGUGUUGGACACAAGCGGGAAAUUUGUCCAGUAUGACACGCUGAACUCUGACCCCAAGUACAUGAACAUAGACACAGAAGGGGGCCAUAACUUCGGACAUCAUGAAGACAGUGCCCGAAGCAGCCCUGUUUCCAUUGGCAACAGUUCUGCAGCAUCCGAUGUGGAGUUUGGCCUGGGCAUCCGGCGAGCCGAGUCAUGUGACAGCGUGGCCUCCGACUCCUCCGUCCUGGACCUGCAGCCCGACAUGCCGAGGAUUGGACAGGUGGAGUUCGCUCUCGAGUACGACAGAGAGGUGUCGGAGUUAGUGGUCAGUAUCUUCCAGGCACGUGACUUGCCUCCCAACCCUUACAGUGGAACACUGGACACCUACAUCAAAGGCGUCCUCCUCCCAAAUUCAGACGACAAGUUCCAGACAAAAACUAUAAAAAACACAACAGACCCUGUAUUCAAAGAACGGUUCCUGUUCAGUUUGGAACCUGACGAGCUGCUGGGACGUGUUCUGAACCUUCAGGUCUACGCCAUCGACAAGUACGCUCGUCAGAAAGUCAUCGGAGAGGCCGACAUCAGGCUUGGCGACCUGGACCUCAGCAUGGCCAUCAAGAUGUGGCUCAACCUCAGGGAUAUUGAUGAGAAACCUACAGAAUACGGAGACAUCUUGUUCUCCCUGAGUUAUCUGCCCACAGCAGAGAGACUGACUAUUGUCAUCGUCAAGGCCCGCAACCUCAAGUGGAGAGAAGGCAGGAACACGGGAGACCCUUUCGUAAAGGUGUACCUGCUUCAGAAUGGGAAGAAAAUCAGCAAAAAGAAAACAACAGUAAAGCGAGGAGAGCGAAAUCCAAUUUACAACGAGGCCAUGAUCUUCUCCGUGCCCGCGGCUGCCUUGCCGACAAUACAACUACGUAUCACUGUUGCUGAGCUCCUGCCUGAAAACAAGACACCAUCCCUGGGUCACGUGAUAGUUGGUGCCAACACGUCUGGAACCGAGGCGUCUCACUGGAACCAGAUGAUGACGUCCUUACGCAAGCCAGUGGCUAUGUGGCACUACUUGCGCAAAUAACAUGAAAGCAAGAACUGGUUUGUUGUAAACAAGGUCUUUUCGCUGUCCAUAAGGCUUUGGGAAACAUUGCGUAACAAGCAUGUCAGCCACGGCACCUGCUGUGCCUGACGAUGAAAAUCAGUUGCGAGGUUUUUUCCGAUGAGCGACGUGAAGGCCGUUUCCUGGCCGAGACGUAGGUCCAGAGCACCCACCAGCACGUGCGUUGACGUGCAUGGGCUUGGUAUGACAUACUUCUCUCUUGGCUGAUGACAGUCGUGACGAUGAUACAGUUGGUCUUGAGUGUUGUGCGCAUAUCAAACACUGUUGACCGUUUUUGGUGCUGGUUGUCUAAAACGCUCUUCUGUCAUUGUGUGGAAAAAAUACAUUUACAGUGUUGGUAUAUAAGAUCUUAUCGUUCAUUUCCUGACACUCACCCCAGCCCUGGCUUCGCGUAACGAAGAGUUUUAAAAUAAUUUUUAAAAAUGUUUUGCAACUAAGCACUAGGUCGAAGUGUACGAUUCGCACUUCCCCUAUCGCUAGGCCGGUAUUUUUUCAAUCCUUGAUACCCAAGUCGGUGUUCACCUCGCCUACCCCUCCUGGCAUCUUUCCCCUCUGACCUCUGUUUGGCUGUGCACUUUCUGCUAUAUACAAUCAACUCAAAAGUUCCACAAGCUUACAACACUCUGUACUGCUUCAUCAAGCAUGAUCUCAGGCAGAACACAAACAUUUUCAGAGUAGAUAUGUUAUCUGGAAACUACCGUUAGUCCAGAGCCUAUCAAUGUAAAUUUAAAUAGAUAACAAAAUGAGAAAUAGAUGAUUGGAAAAGAAAUACUAAUUAGGAAAAUCGUUUACUUUUCCUGUGAAAGGCUUGUCCACAAAGGCAGAAAAGAGGACAAGUUAAUUUUUUUCUUACAUAUUUGUAACCAAUUUAAAAUAUCAUAUUGUUCAACAUCACUUGCAUAAUUUUUUUUAAUGGUUAUAGCACUGAGAUUGAAACAUCUUUAAUAGAUAUGGAGAUUUACACAACUUCUAUGAAUUAAAUGGCCACCUAAGACUCUCCAUGUUAUCAGCUGUUGAAUUCCACUCUCGAUGUCUUGUAACAAUUUCCAUCUGUGAUUUUGUUGUGUAUACUGUUAUGUAUUUCAAAUAUAUACCUAAUCAUAAAAGGCAUUAUCUUGUUGGAGGCACUUUAAUGGACUUCGGAUAUUGUUACAAAGGACCACCAUGCAAAAAAUAUUAAUGAUGUUGCCCAUUCACAUUUCAAUUUAUUUCAGUAGAUCAGACUUGUGCUUUCAAUAUUAUGUAAAUCUGUAUGUUUUCCAUUUCACUUAAAGCAAGUGAAUGGUUUAUGUUGAUAAAAUACAGAUAUCAUUCCUGAA
Molecule: messenger RNA, 3588 nt
Organism: Pomacea canaliculata
Lineage: Eukaryota; Metazoa; Mollusca; Gastropoda; Architaenioglossa; Ampullariidae
Product: synaptotagmin-12-like
Biological process (GO): cellular response to calcium ion; regulation of calcium ion-dependent exocytosis; calcium-ion regulated exocytosis
Cellular component (GO): membrane
Molecular function (GO): calcium-dependent phospholipid binding; SNARE binding; phosphatidylserine binding
Source: RefSeq, a predicted model, not a curated record